This is a messenger RNA of Sipha flava (yellow sugarcane aphid), 3885 nucleotides long. Its product is annotated as protein O-linked-mannose beta-1,2-N-acetylglucosaminyltransferase 1-like. The transcript is spliced from 12 exons. Gene Ontology annotation, cellular component: Golgi membrane. Gene Ontology annotation, molecular function: beta-1,3-galactosyl-O-glycosyl-glycoprotein beta-1,3-N-acetylglucosaminyltransferase activity. Gene Ontology annotation, biological process: protein O-linked glycosylation via N-acetylgalactosamine. NCBI's taxonomy places the organism in Eukaryota, Metazoa, Arthropoda, Insecta, Hemiptera, Aphididae. The coding region runs from base 1014 to 3551 and encodes 845 amino acids. The record is from RefSeq and is a predicted model, not a curated record.
UGUAAUGAACGAAAAAAUGGUUUGCUAAAAAGUCGCAAACAAUUAUUGUAAACUUUAGAUCACAGAGUAAAAGUGCUGAAAACGUUUCCUGACUCUUGUAAGAAAUCAAAAAUAUGAUUGUGCCGUAAAAACGUAAUAAUGAAAACAAUCGUUUUUCGUGUUUUUCAAAUAGCUUUCUAAUGGUAAACUGGUUGAAGGGCAGUACGAGUUGAGUUCUGUCAAUUCACUACAGUGGUCGAGUGAGUACCGUGUUCUUUAGUAGGUAUUCACCGAAAUUAGUGUAGAUUAGACAAUCGAGAAAUUCUAAAUCGUGGGCGUUACGCGGAAAGUUAACCGUCGAAGAAAGUAGUCGGCGAAGGUGUAAAUAAUGUUUCCAAAGAAUAUAUUCAAAACUUGUAAGCGUAACAGGUGGUCGUGAGCUACGAAAAGGACCGCUAGUUCAGUGCAUUCCGUUGCCGUUAACGAAAAAUGCUGUGCUGAGGAGAAAAAUAAAUAAUAAGCAAAUUAUUAAAUGUCAACUCUUACUGGUCUGCCGCAUUUACGUGCCACCUUUGACAUGUCAGUACGGGGCGCGCGAUCUGUUGGCAUCGCAUGCGUUGACGUACCGCCGCCGCCGUUGCAACCCACGCUGAUGUCGUUUAUCGCCCGCGGCUCUGUUAUCAACCGCAACGAAGUCUAGGAGCACGAGAGCGUCUCAACCGAAACGAAAACGACGAUCGACAACGAACGACGAACACGAUGUGAAAAACUGACCGCGACCGAGGCCGAUGACGGGAAAGAUUACUAUUGGGUUUUACGACCGCGCCAUAUCCGUGGAUAGUUUUGACGUUCGGUCAGGUCGCGCAAAACCGCGCACUCUUCGCUCGAACGGCCUCGUAAUUGAAUAAUCGUCGUCGUCGGCCUAACGGAACGCUCAAGCCCAGGCCAGUUUCAGUCUCCAUGGACGCGCGACACACGCAACCGAUAUCGGUGGACUCCAGCAGUCGUCCAGGAACGUCGCGGCUGCAGCAACUAUGAACAUGGGUUUCUUGGCGAUUCCCUGCACCAAAGCGGCCGCCACCAUCAUGCGCCGCAAUUUUUGUUGCUGGAAGCGCUUCAGGGUGAUACUUGUAUCUAUUGUCGUUCUGUUUGUGCUGAUCAACAUCAUAGUUACUCUAUUGCCGGCUGGCCGUCAUGGUCCGCACGUCGGUGGCAGUGGUGUCGUAGCUGGUGAUCUCGGCUACAAUGGCUCCAACAAAUGGCCUCUGUACGCUGAUGCUGCCAGGUACAUAUCCAUUGAAGUGCUGUCCAGCAAGGAUCGAGUGAGGAUAUGUGUAGAUGAUGCAACGGUAAUAGAUGACAGUGGACCUUCAAACAAUAGAGGUAUGCAUGUUGUUGUUCUGAAUCAAUAUACUGGUAUGGUUAUGGCACAGCGAGUAUUUGACACAUACAUGGAUGAUGAACCACUAAUUGGAUUUUUACAGCGUGUAUCUAAUGGCCGUAUUAUGAUAUUCGCCAUUAAAGAUGAAGCGUCUUUCCAUUUAACUAAUGAAGGUAAACGUGCUAUGCAAAUGCAUGUUGGUGGUGGUGGUGGUGGUGCUGCUGCUGCUGCUAGCAGAAGUGGGUCUGGAUCUACUGCAGGAGGUUCUUUGUGGCUUUCUGAGCUUGGUUGGCGUGAUAUGUGGGCUAUGGUUGCCAAGCAUCAUAAUAACGACCCAGAAGAAAAUAAAGAAAUAGAUGUAAUCAAUGGCCGAGUGUAUGGUGAAAGUUAUAGUAGAAACCCGAGAGUAGUGAUGCAACAUAAUAGUAAAAGUGCAGCUUCAUCAGAUUCAUGGGGCACUGAUGUCUUACUACGAGUACAAGUUCCACUUGAUGUAAAUCAUAGUCAAAAUAAUCAAAAUGAUGAUUGGUGCGAUUCAUGGGUAGCAGCUGUUGGUUCCGAAGAUAACAAUGAUGACAGUGGCGAUGAUAAUGGUUCUAUCAUUGAUGAAGAAAUAGUUAUUGAUUCACAACUAGCACGACGACGACGUUUCUGUAGCCGCAUUGAAGGGUAUGGAGAUGUAUGCAGUUGUAUACAUCCAGCUCCACUGGAUUUCCAUCCAUCUUCAAUACCUGAUUCAAAUAUUGACCGAGUGCCAGUUGUCAUAAUAGCUGGAAACCGAGCAGACUACCUUUACAGAACAUUAAAAUCGGUGCUAAAUGCUCGAGGCGUCCAACAACAUAUGGUUAUUGUCCACGUAGACGGUUAUUACGAUGAACCAGUGGAAGUCGCUCGGCUAUUGGGUGUGCGAGCUGUACAACACAUGCCUGCUGUAGACGAUUCAGUUAAUGGUGGUGGAAUAAAUAGUAAUACUUUACGCCGCCGGCGAGUUACACAGCAUUAUAAAUCAGCGUUAACCAGCACGUUUAGUGCUUUGUUCCCUCAAGCUGACUUUGCCAUUGUAUUAGAAGAUGACCUCGAGGUAUCUGUAGACUUUUUCAGUUUUUUUAGUCAAACCCUUCCAUUACUGGCAGUAGAUGAUAAUUCUAUAGAUUCUAACAAUGAUGGAUCUGGUUCACUGUACUGUGUUUCUGCUUGGAAUGAUCAGGGAUAUGAACAUACAGCUAGUAGACCAGACGUUCUGUACCGUGUUGAUUGGAUGCCAGGAUUAGGAUGGAUGCUGAAACGAUCCUUAUAUAAAGAUCAACUAGAAUCGGAAUGGCCAACCGUAGAAAAGCCUUGGGAUUGGGACAUGUGGAUGCGAUCAAAUAAGAUACAGCGUGGCCGUCAAUGUGUAGUACCAGAGGUCAGCAGGACAUAUCAUUUUGGUUCUUCUCGUGCUGUCAAUGUUAACCCAUACUUUCAACGCACAUAUUUCGAUCGCCAUGCAUUUUAUAAUUAUAAUAAUGGCAUUAAGACAAGUUUUGGAUCUAAUAGUGGUGGAACUGGUGGGGAAUAUGAAGAUGGUGGAGGUCUGAUCCAUUUUAAAAAUAUUGACAAGAUGACAGGAGUAGCAUACCUUAAGAUGAUAGAACAUAUGAUCAUGACCGAAGGUCAGAUUGUGGAUCAUAAUAAGUGGCCAUGUCGUAAAAAACAAUGGAAUGAACUUGCUAAAAAUGGAGGUAUCAGAAAUAAUGAUAAUAGUGGAAUGCAAUAUGUUGGAGAUAAAGACUACUAUCAAUCAGAUAGUGAAUUUUUCAUUAUUGAAGAAAUGAUGAAUAAUGACUAUGCAAUGAGAUCUAAAAAACUAUUCCUAUUAUAUAUAAAAAUGGAACAUCCUACUGGUGACAUUAAAGAUGCAGCAUCUGUUGCAUGGACUCCUUUGGCAAAGUGUCUUGGCAUAUGGGAUCUUGAUAUCCGAGGUCAUUAUAAAGGCAUGUGGCGGUUAUAUCUUAAUCAGAAUAAUCAAGAUGAUGGGAGAAAUGCAGAAGAAGAAGGAAUCCCAGGACAUAGUAUAAGUGGUGCAGAAUUAUUCAUCAUUAGUUGUCCAUUUUCACACUUUUGCAAAUUUAAACCAGCCAAUAUCACAGCUAUAUGGUUCAAUACUAAUGGUGGUGGUGAAGAUGAUGAUGGUGGAGACGAUAUGCUAUAAAACUAUUGUUACCUUGGAGAAGAAGACUUAAAUAGGAAGAUAUUUAUUAAUAUAUACAUACUCAACACAUUAGAAAUUAUUUUGUACAUAAAAUAAAUAUAAUUUUUCUUUCAGUAAAGUGAAAGAUACAUUCACAAGAUAUUAUUUAAAAGUACUAUGAAAUCUCUAUUAAAAAAUAAUUAACUUUAAACUCAUUCAAACGAAUCUAAAUUAAUGAGAUUAAUAGUAAAACAUUUUUUUUUCUUAUAAACAUGUUUCAAAAUUUAAUUUGAAAAAUGCACAAUGUAUUUCAACUAGAAUUUAAUAUUAGCUGGUAAACUAAAUGAUUUCUUAU